Dissoconium aciculare CBS 342.82 is the source of this 1520-nucleotide messenger RNA. RefSeq lists its product as uncharacterized. The coding region runs from base 235 to 1026 and encodes 263 amino acids. NCBI's taxonomy places the organism in Eukaryota, Fungi, Ascomycota, Dothideomycetes, Mycosphaerellales, Dissoconiaceae. The record is from RefSeq and is a predicted model, not a curated record. The transcript has a single exon.
CAAAUUUUGGGGAUAUACAGUCACAGGAUGGGCCAUGUCGUUAAAGAGGGCGCUAGUGUUUCAGCAAAAAGGCUGUGAGCAUUGGGUGUAAGCACCGGAGCUCUGGUGUUUUGCCAGUGGAUCGCGUAGCAUGACGCGUCCGUGUAUCAUUUCCCCUACAUGCACUAUCGUAAAUCAUCCUGACAGCCAUGCUUCUACUUCUCGCCGCUUGAGAAUCAUCUGCUGCUUCACGCAAUGGGUCCAUGGAAGAGUGACCGGCGUCAUAGCAAUUCAUUCCACUUGUACAGACAACCUACCAUCUCAAUCUUCUACGAUUCCAAAGGAGUGGUUGGAAAGGGCUGUCGAAAGGACCAACUGGAAGAAGGACGUCAGCAAGAACAGCAACGAGAGGACCUUCAGCGGGAGAACACUCACAAUAGAAAGACAGCUCAACAUCGAGUCAGUCAUGAGCAAGAUCUGAAUCACCCGAAGCCUUACCACGAAAAGCCUGCCGAGACGACAAGACACGAUCUCUACAGCAGACACGAGGACAACGAGACCAUAACGAAGUUCAUGAAGAAGAGAGUCGAGCUUUGGGAGCAGCAGUCUGAUCUGGUGACAAAGCAAAGCCAACUAUUACAGCAGCAAGCCGACCUUUGCCAACUGCAAAUGGAAAUCUCACAGCAGCAAGCACAUCUUUCACAGCAGCUGUCGGAACUGACACAGCGUCAAACGGAUAUUGUCCCACGACGAAACGAGCUGGCGGCACAAAUCUCAGAGCUGUCUUUGCUCAUAGACGACGGCACAAUGAAGCAGCUCUUCUUGUACAAGUCAUGUGUAGAUGCAAAGCACAACGCACAUUCGGGUAUCGUUUCGACUACAGAGACAGCCGUGCCUGCAGUGAAAUCAACACCUCUUGCGACACUACGAUCGGCAUCGCUUACACAGCCCUCGAGAAUGAAAUCGGAACCGAAGUGGCACACCGGGCUUGACGAUGAUAGCGAUUCUUCCUGCACUUCUUUCCCAAACAGAGACAAGCGGGCUUGAUGGCCGAACAGUUUUGACCAACCGAUCAAGGUCUUUGAAUUAUUCCGGCCAUUUUGGGUGGCCUUCAAAGUUGAAUGACAUGAUUCGGAUCCGCGCGCGGUGUUUGGACUAGCUCUCAAAAUUAGAAUCCCACUAAACAAGCUUCAGAACCUUCUCCUUUGAGUUCUUGAACCUCUUUUCCCGAUUUUCCCAUUAUCCAAGCUGGCCUCUUCCAAGAUUCACCUGUAGGAUUAUAUUCAGGCGAUGUUGCAAGAUCCUGCGGAGGGUUCAUACCACACCACACCCCGAUUCUCAAUCGCUCGUACUCACAUCCCAAAAUAUGGAGAGCGGGCGCAGAAUCAAAACGCAAACAUGAAUAGCUCCUUGGCCUUGAACGGUGUACAAGAGAAGAUAUGUGCUUUGCCCCUGAUCCUCACGUCGAAUUGGGGUUGGAGUUCGGUAGCUCUGUUGUCAAGACCGACCUACCGUGAACUACGUUUGUUCCAUCUGCGCCA